Molecule: messenger RNA, 4953 nt
Organism: Pocillopora meandrina
Lineage: Eukaryota; Metazoa; Cnidaria; Anthozoa; Scleractinia; Pocilloporidae
Source: the annotation of a GenBank genome assembly
AUGAAGAAUGGUCUUAACCGAGAUGAAUUUAACUCUUACAUCAAUGUUGGUAAGACUUUUUGUGUGAUAUAAAACAUAGGUCGUUUGAAACAGUUUUUCCUUAUUAUUGUAGCGGUUGACGGCAGCUGUUACAAAGAGUCUGAUUAAUGCUUUCAAUUGCCAGGAAAAUGCACAAUUUUUGUCGUUUCCUGUGCUUAGUUAAUUUUUGGCGGUAUAUUGCGCAAUGAUUUAUUACAGCUUUAGAGAAGUUGUCGCUUUUUUAGAAUCUUGUUUAAGAAGGAUAUAUAGAAUCUAUAUAUAUAUAUAUAUAUAGACGUAUUCUUGCGCAAUGGAAAAUUAUUAUUAAAGCGAAGAGAUUCCAAAACAAUUGAUUUGAGAAAGACACCAAAAUGGACACCAAAAAGAAAUGGAAAAAAAAUGCCAGUGGAUAACAAGGAUUAAAAGGGAUUACAGAUGAACAAUUUGAAAAUCUGGCUCAUUUGUGCGGAGGUUUAAAACGCCAAUGUUGAUCUGCAGAUCAUGUUAUCGGAGAGAGUUUUUGAAAUACACUUCAAGCUUUUAACACCACACUUCAUUCGGCCCACGCACUCUUCUCAAAGUUUCACAAAAAUGAUUUUGAAUUGAGAAGUAAAUACAAUGAAGUUUUCUUUGAGCCAUUUGGGUGUAGCCCUAAUUACUUUUCGUAGACUCGAUGUCUCCUGAUUAAGUUACAUAACAGCAGGUAUACUGCUGAGUGAACAUAUUCGACACCCACUGGAAGUAGGAGCUCCGGAAAGUUUAAGUAUACCAACAGAAAAAAUUCUUAAUAAAGAAAAAGAAAACAAAACAAACAAAACAAGUAAAAAAUUUGAGUAAAACAAAACAUAAAUAAGAAAGAGGGUGUCGAUCUUAGGAGAACUUAACCAUGCUUAAAGCAAAGAGUCCCACCAAGUUUUCUACAGUUCUGACUUCUUCAUUUAGUUUCCUUUCAAAAAAUAUCCAGAAUUUUAAGCCUCCCAGAAAAACUAUCACGUCGUCAACCCUUUUCGCUGGCUAAAAUUUCGCAUUUUGUUAGCCUAAAAUGCAUUUUGGCCUUUUUACUCGCGUGAUCGUUUAUAGGCUGUUUUGCUGUCUCAGCACUUUGCUGUUGGACAUAAAUAUGCUUUGGGCACUGAGUCGAGCUCUAAACUUACUUAUGCACGCUAACAUAGACUAUAUUGUUUUAUUACAGUCAAAUUUGUAACUUAUCCUCUUAAAGAAACAAAAGUUUAAUUACUCUGGCUUAACGGUUUGCGUGCGGGACUAUAAGUUUGUAAGUACUCCUAGCGUUUCCUGCUGCGGAACCAAGUACUAACGCUGCUCUGACACCUAAAUUUCGCUCGAAUUCUGCUCUGCAUACCGAAAACGGAACCUAGCUUUGAGUCUCGUGAUUUGCACAAACUUACAAACAGACACACAAGGGACAAAGACAAACCUUUAUAGCAAUAUUUACGUAUUCAUCAUCAUAUUCAAAUGUUGAUUCUUCUUACUUUGGAAAAGAUCUCUUAUGAAAUAUUCAAGAUAGAAUACGUGCUCUCAUUAAUUUGGUCCAAGGGUGUAUUGAUAUAAGAGUAUGUAAACACCGUUGUCACGUCACACUUUCUAUUCUCUCUUAUCAAAAAUAUUUUAUAAAAUUAAAGCAAUGGCAGAUUAAAAAAAUUCAGGUUUGGGAAAGUCAUGCAAACCCAUGAAAGUUACAUAACUCCUCGAAUUUUCCCAACCCUCCUAGAGUUUAGAUGAGGCUAUGCAAAAGUCCUCUGUUGCGCGAAUAUCAAUCGAGAUAUCGUUUGAUGUAAAGGAAUUAUGCAAGCACAUCUUAGCUAAUGGUCAUAUCGGUUUCAACUCGUCUCCCAUUUGCUUUGUACUUGGGUUUAAAAUUUUUCAUCCAACUACAGAACAAAAAUCACUGAUGUAAAGAAAUUUUCAGUUUUACUUUACUGUUCACUAAUAGAUGCCGCAAAAAUACCUCACAUAGCUAACAGAACGCUCAUGUCGAAAAAUUGCGACUUUUUAUAUUGGAAAUUCUGUAGGCGUAAAUUAACGUGGGCUCCGUUAUUAAUUCAUUGCGAUUCUAACACCACAUAUUUUUAAUUAAACGCCCACCUUGAAUGAGCAUCCACUUCCCAACUGACUUUAGAAACAAUGAAAUUCUAUUAUUAACUGAGUAAAAGCCAUUAAGAUAUCUCACCUAAUACCGAAAUUUCUUAUAAAUUUAAAUAAACUUCUAAAGGAAUGGUUAAAUUCUAUUUUGCGACAUUCUCACGUUUUGUUAGUACUUCUGGUUUAGUUGCAAAAUAAACUCACUAUUUCUUGAAAAUGGCGUAAAUUUAGUCAGCGCACAGCCUCAAAUAUAAGCACCCACCACGACAAAGCGCCCACUUUCAAGAUCUAAAAUUUUAAAAAGCCCGCAGGGCUUGAUUGAAUAAAUGCGGUAUAUCGUUAAACAUCAUUUCAAAUUCGAGAGCAAGAAACAGUCAGCUUUUGUAACAAACAGCUGUUAUGUCGGAUAAAAAAAACCUUUUUUUUUUAUCUUUUUCUAUGUAGAUUCUUUUGUGCGUUGUCAAAUUUAGUCCCGGCGGAAAAGGAAUGUUUAUAUCCGAGACAGACUUCAAGACGGAGAAUGAAGGUUGGUAUGUCCCCUCAAUAUCAUUCAGGUUGUUUCUGUCUAUUUUUUUAGUUAGACCUCAUAGGUGGUAAGAUAUGAUAUUUAUAUUUAAGGUAAUUAGUUCAAGUGGUGGGCCGGUAGUUGGCAGACCACAGGGAAGACAAUAUUGAACUCCAGGAAUCGUUCUAUCAGCGCUCUCUUUAUCAAAAUUUUGAAAAGUGAAGUAUAAUUUCGUAUAUAGCCACCGUUUCAAAUUGAAGCAAUUGGCUACUUUUUUGUGAUUUUCUUGGGUUUCGUUGCUAUUAUAAAGCAAGAACUUUCUUCGAAGAAUUAAACCAGAUCGUAAAUUAUAAAGGUCUCAUACCGAGUGGCAACCAUUGAUAUCGAAAGAUUCAUCAGAAAUAGGAAACCUAAGUUGAGUGCUCCCUAAAUUAGAAUAUAGUGGUUUGUUCUGUGGAAAACAUCAGAUGGGGGAUGUAAUAUAAGCAUCCCCUAUUCCUUUUCUUUUUCUUCCUUAUCGAUUACGGAAUCCGUUUAUCGUUCCUCCAGUCCGUUCGAACCUAUUUAGGUCUGUCUGUUUGUGUGGCCCGCAAGUCUUUCUCUCUUCCUUACUCUUUGCCGCAGGAUCAGAGUUAAAAUGACUUAAUUUAGGAUUCGUUUUGAGUGUAUUUUAAAGCCGACCAAUGUACUUUUUUGAAAGUUUCCAUUAUUUGACAGAGCGAGCACCGAGGAAGACUAGGGCAGAGCCUGAAUCCGAACCGGAAAGCGAACCUGAAGCGGAAGGAGAAUCCAAAGCAGAAGGAGAACCCAGUAGUGAAAAUCACUCAUACACGGAGCCUACCUCAGAAUAUCCAGAAGGAGAAACUGAACCGUCGCCAACGCCGGAAAAUUGGCCAGAACCAGGCCCCCGUUGGGAACAAGCAUACGAGACGUGGAGAUGGGCCUGGGAGCUACAUGUUUACCUUUACGCGACGAUAUACCUUUUGAUUGGCUUGUACGCCGGAUAUUACGUCAUAGCUAACGUUUAUGACGGUCUGCAAGGAAAAUACCUGAGCGUGAGCCUCAAUAUCAUGGUGUCGAUGUUUGGGUUCACAAGGGCCCUUGUCAUGUUUUUGGACCCAUAUCAUCAAGGGGGUAUAAUUCACAACACUGCAGUGAUGCGCGUGAUUUGGUCCCUCGCAGGCCCUUGUCUCACGGCCUCCGACAGUUUGAUGAUUCUUGCCCUGAUAGAGACGGCAAAAAUCUCCGUUGCACCUCCUAAGCUUCAGAAAGCAAGCACAAACAUUAUUAUCAUAAGCUUUCAUUUUGCACUUGUAAUAACUACAGACUGUGUAGUUGCCGACUAUGUGGAAGCGAAAGUUAUGUUGUUAUUUUGUCAGUUGUUUUUUGUUACGUGGGGUUUUGUGCUUGGAACUAUAAACUUUAUCCUUGGAUACAAACUGGAUAAACAACUUUUCAGUCACAAAAAACCAAAAGAAACAGCGGACAAAAUAUACAUUUAUCUUAUUUACGCCUCCGGCCUAGCAAACUACUUUUUAUGCGCAAUCAUUGUUUAUUCAGCGUGCGGAGUAUUUGGUGUUUAUUCAGAUGUUCAAUUUGUAGAUGCAUGGCCUUGGUGGGCCUUGCAAACGAUGUCUCGCUUCAGCGAGAUCCUCGCGUGUGUCUUGAUAUUCACAGUUAGUGCUAAAAGGACCCGAGUGAAAAAGGCAGUCGCUCAGUUAACGGAUGAAAAAAGCUUAGACACAAUCAUCCCGGGAGGAAUCGGUUCUACGCAAUCUUUAUCGUGGUCUUCAAGAUUCAGAAAUUGCUUCAAGCGUAAAAGAGUCGCCGCUGACAGAAACAGUGGGAGUGCAAUAAGCCUAUUCACAGCUCUCCGUGAAAUGGCUCUGGCUGCGACCGGUGAGAACUGGUACGGGACAAAUCUGGAUCCCCCAAUGAAAGAUAAUGGGGAAUGUUGGGUAGAAACAAAAACGACUUCGUCUGUAAUUCAUCUGCCUGGGAAAACGAAAAUACAUCCACAUGUAAACACAACUGACGACUUAGGGAGCGAUGGCGAAGAAGUGGAAAAGGAGUACUUAGAACUUGAGUUAAGACGCGUACAAUCAAGAAGAGCGAGCAUGUUUACAGCUCUUCACGACGCUAAAAAGACGCGUAACACGGCCUUUCCACCCGGAAAAAUGACUCGGCUAAAGCCAUUAUUCCAAACUGAUAAUUCUGGAGAAACUAGCAUCAAGGAGAUUGACUCGAAGAGACAAAACUCUGGAAAUACUUGGGGCAAAUGGCCGGAAACAACACUUCCAAAUAUGGCAAACACGGAAGAAAAUUACUGA